CGGCCCCGGCGAUGGCGGCAGAGGAGGCGGAGGGCGACGUGGAGUGGGUGGUGGACACCAUCGCCGGGUUCCUGAGCGGGCCCGCCUGGUCCAUUCCCAUCCUGGAGUUCAUGGAACAGAAGUGCGAGGUUUUUGAUGAUGAAGAAGAAAGCAAGUUGUCUUAUACAGAAAUUUAUCAGGAGUACCAAGCUUUGGUUGAAAAAUUAUUAGAAGAUUAUCUUAAAGAAGUUGGAAUUAAUGAAGAGAAAUUUCAAGAAGCUUUUUCAUCUCCUCUUGCAAAGACACACACUUCACAGGCCAUUUUGCAAACAGUGUUGGCAGCAGAAGAUUUUAGACUAUUUAAAACAAUGAUGGUACAGAAAAAUAUUGAAAUGCAAUUGCAAGCAAUUAGAAUAAUUAAAGAAAGAAAUGGUGUGUUGCCUGAGUGUUUGACAGAGGGUACUGAUGUAUUCAGUGAAGUUGAACAAGAAGAAAUGAAAAUACUGAGGGAGGUGCUCAGGAAAUCAAAGGAGGAAUAUGACAUUGAGCAAGAAAGGAAAAGGACUAAUGAAGCACGUGAUAAACUUAAAUCAUCAGAUGUAACCCACAGUUUUCCAGGAAAUUCAAGAGAAGCUGUAAAAGUAAAGGCAUCCUCUGAGGGAGCUGGUGGUUCUGAAGAAACUCCAAAAGUUUCAUUAGAGGCAUCUCAGAAGUCUGUGAGAGACGACUUAAAACCACUACGCCCAUCACCAAAAGGAACAGAAACCACCCCUCAGCCAUCUUCCACCCAAGGGAAGGAAGACAGCAAGAAAAGGUCAGCUGGAAAAUGUUCAGAGGACGCAGCACAAAAGUGUGGGAUGAAAGGACCUGAUUUAUCAGAACUUGAAAAACAGGAGCUGAAGCAACGAGAGGAAUACCUAAAGAAAAAACGAGAUACUCUGAUGGCUACAAAGAAAGAGUCAAGAAACAACGUCCUGUUACCAGCAAACACUGACCAGAAGGAAGAGGAAUCAUCUCCAAAAGAGGAAAUGUCAGAAGAGAAGCAAAGAUUGCUACAGAAGAGGAAAAUGCUUGCAGAAAAACUAAAAGAAGAAGUUAUUAAUAAGCGGUAAUUUUCAGCAGCUCAUCGCAGUAUAGUUUUAGAAUAAAUUACAUAAUCAAUAAUUGAAUGGAUUUGUUUUCCAAUAUCACACUUAGUUUUACAGAAGUUUCAGACAAGCAUCUCUGUAUUUUAUAUAAAAAUAUUUAAAAUUACACUGCAAUACACUAAACCCACUUACUUUUUCAGAAUGCUGGAAACUCACUGACUUUCACAGGGACAUGUUUGACAGUCUGGUCAUUAAUCACCACUGUGGCAAACAGCUUUUCUGAACUACUGGCCUCAGCCACUUGACAAAGCUGAUACUGAGACCUGUUAAAAUAAUAUGUAAACAGUUUUGAGUUUUAAUUUUUUUAUUUUAAAAAUUAUAGAACUCUGUUUCUUUUAUUAGAAUGUUAUUAAAAAAACACUAUUUUUCAGCUGUGCAAUGUGAAUAAAGUCUAAUUUCACAAGGAA
Messenger RNA from Apus apus (common swift), 1534 nucleotides. It is a transcript of the gene CFAP36, whose product is annotated as cilia and flagella associated protein 36. The coding region runs from base 12 to 1091 and encodes 359 amino acids. Gene Ontology annotation, cellular component: ciliary base; axoneme. NCBI's taxonomy places the organism in Eukaryota, Metazoa, Chordata, Aves, Apodiformes, Apodidae. The transcript has 10 exons. The record is from RefSeq and is a predicted model, not a curated record.